Molecule: messenger RNA, 4780 nt
Organism: Plodia interpunctella (Indianmeal moth)
Lineage: Eukaryota; Metazoa; Arthropoda; Insecta; Lepidoptera; Pyralidae
Exons: 6
Coding region: 232-2436 (734 amino acids)
Source: RefSeq, a predicted model, not a curated record
UUCCCGAGGCGUCCCGUGGCCGCGCAGCGCUUCGCCGACCGUUCGCAAGGCAGCGCAUCCGAACGAACGAAACGCAACCCUACACGCACCAUUCAUAACUCGCGCCUGUGUUUACGAACCACACUAUUGUUCCUAUUUCGAAAAUUCAAAUUUGCUUAGUGCCAGUGAAUCAAAUUUGGAUUUUUCCUCUUUGGUUGGGUGACUGCAUGCUAACUCGACUGCCGCACAAACAUGGCUGAGAAUGGGUUCGGCCCGGCGCCCGUCGCUGGCCACAUGGGAAGAAUUCCCAACUACGGCAAAACACAGGUCAAUCCAAUGGGUACUUCGGAACCGCCAGCAUGCAUCCAGAAUGCAAUGAUGACCAAGGACAAGAAACCAUUUACCUAUACUCCUGGCGGCCUUGACUUGUCUCAGAUCCGUACGCCGAGCAUGGCCAGAAGAAUGGCUCGCCAGCGAUCACUAGAGGAGCAGGAGCAGGCUUAUACUCAGCAAAAUGCUGGUCCUAGGUACAACCCACAAGGAGGACCUGCCCCUCCCCCGCCCCCGCCACAAAUGCCGGCUCCUCCACCGCCUCCCCCACCAAUAGUUAUCCAAGUCCCAGAUUCAAAAUCGCCAAAACCCGUAGCUCUUGGUGAAAGACCUGAAAUUGUCAUCCCAGAAAAUCCAAUCGGAAUGCUAAGGAAAACUAACAGUCCGUAUCAUUGGGAAGCUGAGAAAGCUGAAUUACAACGCAUGGGAAAUGUUCCGAAAUUUACAGAAAAGGUUCCGAGCCCUUUAACUGUUAAGAUGCCACCAACAUCAUUCACACAACAACAACCUCAGACAUAUUCUCCUCAGCUGCAAAAUAAUCAGCGACAGAAUUAUCCUUACGGAAAUCAGAAUAACCAAACCCCUGAUAGUCCAAUUCACAGACCUGCGGCACAGUAUGGAAAUCAAAUGUCGUCGUCUCCAUUAAAUGGAGUGGCACCUACUAGAGAAAUUUUGCAGAGGCAAGACUCACAGUUCAAUAAGAGUCCUCAGCCAUUUAACGGAAUGUCUCCAGUCAGCAAUGGGUCCACUUAUUCACCAUCACCUAAUAAUAACUGGAGGCAACCUGAAAGACGGGAGUCUCCUGCUAAUAAUAGUUACAGCCCACAAUCACCACAUGUAAAUCGAAGUCCGUUCUCACCUAAUGUCCAACAAUUUUCACCAAAUCAAACUCAAUCUCCUUCAAAUACUGGGCCCGUUUUCCAUACUCUUCCAAGGGCUAAUCAAAGAAACCAAGACAAUUAUUCGAACAAUGUACAGAACAAUAAUGUCAUUUACAAUAACACUCGAGAAGAAAGUCCUAAGUUCGAUACUUCAAAUUCUACGCCUUGGAGGACAAACACUCUCAAUAGAACUCCUCGUGAACCUGAUAACUUGCAGGCAAUUUAUCAUAACAGCAAGAAUAUAAACCAACAGUCUUCAUACUCUCCUCCGUGGAAAAUAAAUGAACCGAGCAGCAACAACAACAACAUUCCUUCUUGGAAGCAAGAUAAUCGAUCAGCUCCAAUUGAAACUCAACAAUACAGUCCGCCGUGGGUGCAAGAUGCAAAUAACAAUAAGGCACAAGACAGUUACGUCCCACCAUGGAAAGCCCAAGAAAACGACAAUAGGACUACUCCUGUCUAUGCACCAAAACAAAACCAAGCAGAACCACGUUAUCAGUCGAGUAUGUCAAUUCCUGUAACGUCAAAAAAGCCGAAUCCUCCACAAGAAUACAACAAUACAUCAGCACAAAAAGAGGUUGUUUAUGUGAAUCAAGAACCUGUAUAUUUCUGUCCGGAUAGUCCCAAAUCGAUACCACCAUGGGUGAAAACGCAGAAAGAAAAAACAAAAACCCCACCACCGGAAUGGGUCCAAAAGCCACUAGAAAGGAGAAGUGCCCCAAGAGAGUUGGUUACUCCUCCAAGGGAUUCGAAUCAAGAACCAGAAUGGGUAAAGAAAAGUAACGAAAUGCAGAGAGGCAUGCGAGAGGUGAUCAGUCCACCGAAAUACCAGCAACCAGUACAACCGACGUGGUCAACACGACCUUCAGAAAAUCGUAAAAGUAUUCCAAAGGAUACCGCACCAAACCCACAAGGUCGAAUAGUGCCUAUUCAGAUGGAAGUGUCAAGUACUGAAACAAUGAAUCACGGAAGACAAGGGAAUCAACAGCCACAUUUGAGAAUAGUUAUUGGCAUGCAACCUAAUCAAGAACAAAAUCAACAGGCUUAUUCUCAACCAACACAGAGAAUCAUGAGAGUGUUGUCUCCACAGCUGGUGAGACUGGAUGAUGGUCCAAGUCAGCAGGAAUUGCCCUCGUUGAACAGGAACUUUCAGAAUCAGGACAGUCAGCCGAGGACUAGAAUUAUUCCUAUUCAGAUUGAAGGCGGCAAUGGCGGAGCUAACAAAAGCUUCGGUGGACGGUACUAGGAGCGGUGUGCGGGUCAAAAUUCCAAGGUAUACUACCACAAAUUCACCCAGGAAGGACCCCCUCGGCAGUCCAAGGCUUUCAGGGUACUGCAGGUCAUCACGGGGACCCAGGACGUUGAGGACAUCCAGGUUAUGGAACAUAAUUAUGGUUAUACUGAUCUAUAGUUUACAUUAAUAUAAUUUAUUACAAUUUUAAAUAAGGAUAACAUCUAACAUAACAGUAUCAUAUUAUUAAGUUAUUUAAAAAAAAAUCAAAGUUAGAUCGUUAUAAUUAUUUACAAAAAUUAAGAGAUUGUUUGUAACGUUGCAAAACAGUUUCAAAACAAAUUUUAUAAGUGACAUAUUUUUUAAUGUUAUUUUUUUUUAUAAACGAUGAGGUUAGGGUUAGAACUUUAAAUUUGCACAGACAAUGUACAAAUAAUAAUUCUUAUAAUUUUUAUAACACUUAUUACUUAAUCAUUUUAGAUGUAGUUCCGAUAGACAGAUAUAUAAAGUUUAAAGAAUGGUGCGAUUAAUAACACGAAAUCGGGUUUUAUGUAUAUUUAUUAAAUAUAUGAUUACGUUGUUAUUAAAAUCAAAAUUGUACAUAUUUUUUAAAUAAACUUAACAAAAAGUUAAAAUGCUUUUAUUGUGAUUUUACUAAUGCUCACACGAAACAGCUAGCUUACCAAAGAUUAUUUUUUUUGUUAGGUGUACCUACUUAAUUUAAUUAUUCUAAUUUUAGGUUAUGUAAUGAAAUAUUGACAGCGAAUCUCUAUUUUAGUAACAAUUUGAAACAAAAAGUGAUUCAAUAUAAUAUUUAAAUUGAUUCAAUAUAAUAUCAAAACUUAGAUAUAAACUAUCGAUAUAUAGAUUUAGUGUAGUUAGAACAAUUUCGUAUAUUAAUUGCUUAAUACCUGUAUUAAACGGGCACGUACCUUUUAUAAUAAGGAUGUUUCGGUCGUGUAUUAUGCAAUUAAUAAUGAAACGCGUAAGUUUAAAAGUAGUAAAAUACGUAUAUUCUAUUUUUAAUUUAUUGAUAUAAUUUAUAUAGUCAAGUAACCAACGUAGAAUAUGUAUCCUAAUUUAUUUACAAAUUUAAGUCUAUGAGUAAUUACAUUUAAUUUAAAAAAAAAUUAUCCUUCUUACUAACAAUACUAAAAUGUGUAUAUUUAUGUAUUUCUGUAAUUGUAUUACAUAUUGUUUGUCAUGCUUCUAUGAUUUUUAUGUUUGUUUCUGUCUCCUAAUAAACUUCAUGGUCAAUGCAUGGCAAAAACUUAAAUUUACCUAGUUAGAAUAUUUCUUAAAUAUAUAAAAUAUUUUUUUGUGUUUUGUUUAACAAUAUAGUUACAUAAAACAUCAUUUGGGAAAUGUAAAUUAAUAUAUUUUGACAUGGCUAAUAGAGAAUCCAUUAUUUACUUAUUAAAUUAUUUCAAAAUAUGCUUUUGUGAUGUACCUAUAUGGAUUUCUAACGAGUUACUCGUAAGUACAUGUGAAAUAGGUCUAUGUGUUUUAUACAUAUUAUUAUUAUUAGUCAUGUAUAAGACAAUCGCUCAGUCAGUCAAAAGCCUUCGACAAUGUGAAUAUUUUUAUUUUUCUUAUAACUUUCGUCGAAGUAGAUUCGUCCUUUGCCUUUUUAUAAGUAUAAGAAACAAAUAUUUUUUAAAAAUGUCAUCAGAAUAAUAAUUCAGAAUCCAGUUAGUCUAUGAAGAUGAUAGAAUCGAAACAUAACUUCAAAAUGUUAUACUGCCAUUCAGUAUAACAUCUUGAUAUUAAAAAAAACUGACACUGGCCGCAGAAUAAAUUCAAAUAUGAUGUGACUGGGAAAAUGUUUGUAUAAAAUUUCCGAUUCCCAUAAAUAACAUGGUUUUUCUUUGUGAUUAACAAAAUUAUGAAUCUUAACGUAAUAUCUUGUAACAGUAUAUAGAGCAUAUUGGUAUAUUAUCAUAAUGUCGAUAUCAUCAAAGGGGUUAUUAGGUCAUGGAAUUAGUAGGUACUCCGUACGAAGUACUUACUAAACCCAUGGGUUAGGUUACCUUAUAUUUUACCAUGGUUAUAAUCUGGUAUUUUUUCCUUUUGUUUAUCUAUAUUAUAUAAUACCUUAAGUUGAAAAAUUUUAAACAGACAUUAGGGAUCUAAAAAUUUUUUAAUAGUUUUUUAUACACUGUUAUAAAAUAAAACGAAGAUUUAAACAGACGAGGGGUGUGGCAAUCUAGUCAGUGUGAUCUUUUAUCAAUACGUAUAUAAGUAUUAUAUUUUAUAUACUUAUGUUUAAGUUAUAGGUUCAUAAUCUAGGGUAAUUAUAUAUUUAUUGAUUUUAGUAAUGGUUGAAAAUUAAUUUUCUAAUAAAAUAAUGAAAUCGAAA